Molecule: messenger RNA, 3008 nt
Organism: Aegilops tauschii subsp. strangulata
Lineage: Eukaryota; Viridiplantae; Streptophyta; Magnoliopsida; Poales; Poaceae
Product: protein FAR1-RELATED SEQUENCE 5
Biological process (GO): regulation of DNA-templated transcription
Molecular function (GO): zinc ion binding; nucleic acid binding
Source: RefSeq, a predicted model, not a curated record
GGCGUGAUUGGAGCGGCCGUCCGGUGAACUUAGUGCACAUCUAGCUUCCACCUCUGGCGCUUGGAGACAGGGUCGCCGCAUCGUCAACCCGGUGUGGAGAUGGAGUUCGCGGAGACGGGGAUCAGUUUGUUGGUGCGUGGUUCUGGAUCUAGGCCAUCCAAUGACUCGACCGAGCCGCCAAUCUCACCAGAUUCGUCGGGGUUUUCAAGGCAUCCGGGAGCCAUGGGCACGGUGCGAGAGUUCGUGGAAGAUGACCCGAGCGGCCGAUUCGCCGAUUUAUUGGAUACAGUCGAAGGUGUUGUACCAGACGGCAGUGAUUCAGAUGAGAAAAAGUCCACCAGGGCGGAAAACAUAUAUGUAACGAUGGACGACAAAGUUGGCUGGGUUAGCAGGAAACGGAGGGAUGUCAUGCCAGACGAAAGAUCAACAAGUGCAGACAGGGUCAUCGCGCUGGAAAAAGCGCUAACCGGGUUUGCAGAUAAUCAUUCAGAAACUGUGGUGAUCCCGUCAGUUGGGCUGACAUUUGAUUCAAUAAACGAGGCGUAUGAGUUCUACAACCUGUACUCUUGGGAAACUGGAUUUGGGGUUCGGUAUGCAAAGAGCAGGUCUAAUGUAAAAGGAACAAAAUGCAUGCAGGAGUUCGUCUGCUGCUACUCGGGCAAACCAAAAGAAGCAAAUUCGAAAUCUUCACGAUGCCAAUGCCAGGCCAUGAUAAGGCUCCUCCGAACUGAUGAUGAAGGAUGGUACAUCAACGAAUUUAGGUCCAAUCACAACCACCACAUGCUGAAUACUUGUGCUGAGAAGUUGCGUUUCCCCUCGCAUAGACAUAUUGACAAAUACACUAGAGAGCUAGUUUCCCAACUGAGACAGAACAAUGUAAACGUGAGCAAGGUUUAUAGUAUAAUCGCAACAUUUUUUGGUAGAGUUGAGAAUGUGCCAUUCACCAAGAGAUGUUUAAGGACUCUGUGUGGAAAGCUCAGCAGAGAGCAGGCUGAUGAUGAUGUGCGAAACACGAUGGCUAUUUUUUCAGAAAUGAAAGCACAAGAUGGCGAGUUCACGUACAAUGUUCAGGUAGAUGAUGAGAGUAGGAUACGAACGCAUAUGUGGACAAACGGUCGUAGCAAAACACAGUUCCAUCACUUUGGUGAUGUUGUCACUUUUGACACCACAUACAAAACCAACCUGUAUGAUAUGCCUUUUGGCCUGUUUGUGGGGGUGAAUAAUCAUUUUCAAAGUGUGCUUUAUGCGGGGGUUUUGAUGCGAGAUGAGACUGAGGAUACAUUCAAAUGGAUUUUCGACGAAUUCAUGAAGAUGAUGGGUGGUAAAAAACCAAUUACAAUUUUAACAGAUCAAGCUAGAGCCAUGGAAAAGGCGAUCGAGGAUGUGUAUCCCAAUUCGACGCAUCGCUGGUGCAAAUGGCAUGUUCUGAAGAAGGCUAAAGAAAAUCUAGGUGCUCAUUACACCAAGAAGUCAGAUUUCAGGGCUGAAUUCCACAAGCUUGUUCACGAGAUGCUGACAAUUGAUGAAUUCGAGGACGGCUGGGCAGCACUACUUGACAAAUAUUCACUGAAAAACAAUCCAUAUCUUACACAGAUAUACGAGACUAGGCUGAAGUGGGCAAAACCUUACUUUGCCGGGAAAUUUUGUGCUAGGCAAACCAGCACUGGCAGGAGCGAAACUGCAAACCACAUGUUGAAGCAGUACGUCCCUCCGUCGUGUUCAAUGAAUCUUUUUGUCAAACAAUACAACAAGCUCCAGUUCGACCGAGAACAGGAAGAAGGUUUCCAAGAGAAACGCACAAGACUGAGUCGCGCUGUGCUCAAGGUGAAUACCGCUCUUGAAGUCCAUGCGAGCAAGAUAUAUACCAGGAAGAUGUUCGAGAUUUUAGGGGAGAUACUGUAUGAAUCUGGAAGAUAUGAUGUUGAAGAAAUCAUAGCAAAGCAAAAAUACAUAGUUACGCACCAGAAAGCCGAGCACCGUGAGAAGUGGUUCAAGUGCCGUUUUGAGGUUAAUGUGACUGAUAACCUUGGUUAUUUUUCGUGCAUCUGUGGCCUGUUCGAGCACAUGGGCAUGGUUUGUUGCCAUUCGUUGCAGGUGAUGGUUUUCCUACGUCUGAAGCAGAUACCUCCCAGGCACAUAUUGAAAAGGUGGAGCAUACACGGUAGAGACAACCUGCCUGGGCACCUGAAGCACUAUCAGCAAGACAUGGGGCCACCGGACGCACCCACUUUCAGGCAUUCUGCUCUGUACAUCACCGCGCUGGAGGUUGCAAAUAUGGGCGAUAGGAACCCGGCGGCUUUUGAGUUUAUGAUGUCGGGCCUGGUUGAACUGAGAACAAGAGGUGGUGAGGUAUGUGCGUUCAACGAUGGGCUGGGCGUCGUUGAGCAGCAGGUCUCCAACAAUGCAGUUGCUGUAGGUCCGAAGUUGAACACAAUUUCCUCUGUAAGAAGUGUGGAAGGCAAUCGAACCAAAUCGCGUGAUGCCACAUCAGUGUCCGUGCAUCCUCCAAUGAGUCAGGCCUCAGAAGCAUCAUGCCCGAAUGGUGAUGGGUACAAUUCAGAAUUCUCCGAAGCCGCAUCACGGCUAAUGACCAACACUGAAGAAGAAUUGCUUGCACCGGAAAGAAACAAGAAACGAGGUCGACCAACUACCAGCCGUGACAAAGCUCCUUAUGAGAAGGACAGCGCAAAAAGAUCUAGGUUCUGUUCCGUCUGCAGGGGCAAAGGGCACAAAUCCAGCACUUGCCCUGAUAGAGGCGACGUCCCAAAAAAGGAAAGGAAGGUGGCAACAUGCGGCAAAUGCGGGGUUCCAGGGCACCGAAGGACGACUUGCAGCAAGCCUCUCAUGUCGACGAUGGCCGGUGUCCCUCCUUCACAUUAGAUGAUAAUGUGCUUUGCUGGUUGCACUGUGUACCGUUUGCUUAUGUAUGGGACAUGUUGUAUGAGCGUUUUUAGUUGCGCGUUAUCGAACUACCGGCUUUCAGUUAAUUUACAUUCAGCUUCAUUAAA